AUAAUAAACACAGUGUGUGAACUUCGCAUGCGGCUCUCGCGAGACCUUCGGCAUCCGGAUGGUCGCCUUCUAGACACCACCGCCUUGUGUUCUAGAGCGUUCCAGACGCGUUGUGUUGACGUCACCCGGCACGGUCCUCCUGUAGUCUGCAAACAUGAUGCCCACUCCAGUCAUCCUCCUGAAGGAGGGCACGGACUCGUCUCAGGGUAUUCCGCAGCUCGUCAGCAACAUCAAUGCCUGCCAGGUCGUGGCAGAGGCCGUGCGGACCACCCUUGGCCCCCGCGGCAUGGACAAGCUCGUGGUGGACAACAGAGGCAAAGCCACUAUUUCUAAUGAUGGAGCCACUAUUCUGAAACUUUUGGAUGUUGUGCACCCUGCAGCCAAGACUCUGGUAGACAUUGCCAGGUCUCAAGAUGCAGAGGUUGGAGAUGGCACCACCUCCGUGACUCUGCUUGCUGCUGAGUUUCUGAAGCAGUUGAAGACAUACGUGGAGGAGGGGCUUCACCCCCAGACCAUCAUCAGAGCGUUCCGCCUCGCCACCCAGCUUGCUGUUAAAAAGAUCAAAGAAAUCGCUGUUACGAUCAAGAAGGAGGACAAGCAGGAACAAAGGAGUCUGUUGGAGAAGUGUGCUGCUACAGCUCUGAACUCAAAGCUGAUUGCUGGGCAGAAGGAGUUCUUCUCCAAGAUGGUGGUGGAUGCAGUGAUGAUGCUGGAUGAUCUGCUGCCUCUGAAGAUGAUUGGAGUGAAGAAGGUGCAGGGUGGAGCUCUGGAGGAAUCUCAGCUGGUGGCUGGUGUGGCUUUUAAGAAGACCUUCUCCUAUGCUGGUUUUGAGAUGCAGCCCAAGCGCUAUGUGAACCCCAAGAUUGCUCUGCUCAACAUUGAGCUGGAGUUGAAGGCAGAGAAGGACAACGCAGAGGUCCGCGUCAACUCUGUGGAGGACUAUCAGGCCAUUGUAGAUGCUGAAUGGAAUAUCCUGUACGAUAAGCUGGAAAAGAUCUACAAAUCUGGAGCUAAAGUAGUGCUAUCCAAGCUGCCCAUCGGAGACGUGGCCACGCAGUACUUUGCAGACAGAGAUCUUUUCUGUGCAGGUCGUGUAGUGGAGGAAGACCUCAAGAGAACUAUGAUGGCCUGCGGUGGCUCUAUUCAGACCAGUGUUGGUGCCCUGACUGACGAUGUGCUUGGACAGUGUGAGCUCUUUGAAGAAGUGCAGGUUGGAGGAGAGAGAUACAAUGUCUUUAAAGGCUGCCCAAAGGCGAAGACCUGCACCAUCAUACUAAGAGGCGGGGCUGAGCAGUUCAUGGAGGAGACAGAGCGCUCGUUGCACGAUGCCAUCAUGAUCGUACGCAGGGCUAUUAAGAAUGACUCCAUUGUUGCUGGAGGUGGAGCUAUAGAGAUGGAGCUGUCGAAGUAUCUGAGGGAUUACUCAAGAACAAUUCCAGGGAAGCAGCAGUUACUGAUUGGAGCCUAUGCCAAAGCCCUGGAGAUCAUUCCCAGACAGCUGUGUGACAAUGCAGGUUUUGAUGCGACCAAUAUCCUUAACAAACUGAGGGCCAAGCAUGCACAGGGUGGUAUGUGGUAUGGUGUAGACGUGAACAAUGAAGAUAUUGCAGAUAACUACCAGGCGUGCGUAUGGGAGCCCUCUAUUGUACGUAUCAAUGCCCUGACUGCUGCCUCUGAGGCUGCAUGCCUCAUCCUUUCAGUGGAUGAGACCAUCAAGAACCCUCGCGCCGGUGAUGCUCCAUCUGCGCCUGCUGGCAGAGGUCGUGGAAGACCACAUGCCCAUUAAACAACAUCUCCAACAGGGUCUUGGGCCGAGCCUUUGGACUCUCAGAAGGUCAAAACAAAUGUUGGCUCUUUAGGGUCUUGAUUUGUCUUCUUGACCUGUUUUGUUACUUCAUGGUCCCAAUAAAUCAAAGCAUUUCUGUGUGUUUGGAAAGGCUAAAGCAGAAUAAAAUGUCUUUUUUUUUUAAAGUAUGCCAGAUCAAUGGGAGUUGAAGGAUCUGUUGGCCGUUUGAAUGAUGUUUUGUGAUAGUCUGAGAACACACUCAAACUUGAUAUACAACCUCACAAAGAAUUAUGGGUUUGUAGGUCUGUAUAAGCACUGAUAUGCAGGCACUCUGCUGAGAUACGUUCCUGUGUUGGUCAUUCGGUGGAACUAUUUAUUCGACUAUUAAAUCCGUACAUUUUCCUCUCAA
Myxocyprinus asiaticus (Chinese sucker) is the source of this 2195-nucleotide messenger RNA. RefSeq names its product T-complex protein 1 subunit eta-like. Gene Ontology annotation, molecular function: ATP hydrolysis activity; ATP binding; ATP-dependent protein folding chaperone. Lineage: Eukaryota; Metazoa; Chordata; Actinopteri; Cypriniformes; Catostomidae. The coding region runs from base 155 to 1786 and encodes 543 amino acids. Gene Ontology annotation, biological process: protein folding. The record is from RefSeq and is a predicted model, not a curated record. Gene Ontology annotation, cellular component: chaperonin-containing T-complex. The transcript has 11 exons.